Lindgomyces ingoldianus is the source of this 1680-nucleotide messenger RNA. Its product is annotated as MFS general substrate transporter. Lineage: Eukaryota; Fungi; Ascomycota; Dothideomycetes; Pleosporales; Lindgomycetaceae. The coding region runs from base 40 to 1680 and encodes 546 amino acids. Gene Ontology annotation, molecular function: transmembrane transporter activity. Gene Ontology annotation, biological process: transmembrane transport. The transcript has 4 exons. The record is from RefSeq and is a predicted model, not a curated record.
UCCAGACACCCGCAGCCACUCCUUCCCCCAGCUGCAACAAUGGCUUCCGCAGAUGCCAUUGGCAUCCACGACCAAACGAACCUUCUGCCGAAACGUGAAUUGGUCAUUGUUUUUGUGGCUCUUGCCUUCGGUCUCCUUGUUACAUUUAUUGACCAGAACUCUAUCGCCAUUGCUUUGCCAACCAUUGGGCGAGAGCUAGACUGUACUUCAACAGUGGAAUGGGCGGGUACUUCAUCGUUGAUUGCCAACACAGCUUUUCAGGUCCUGUACGGCCGCUUCUCAGAUAUAUUUGGCCGUAAAGUCAUCAUCAUCGCCUGCCUGCUUCUUCUCGCCGUAGGAGACCUCCUCUGUGGCUUUGCUCAAACCGGGCCUCAGCUGUACGCGUUUCGGGGCAUUGCAGGGAUGGCGAACGGUGGCAUCAUGGCCUUGUCUAUGAUGAUAGUAUCAGAUGUCGUUACUUUGGAGGAGCGUGGAAAGUAUCAGGGCAUUAUUGGGUCCUGCGUUGGAUUAGGUAACACUAUCGGGCCAUUCAUAGCGGCUGGCUUCACCCAGCAUACAUCGUGGAGGGACACCUUCUAUUUGCUCUGCCCGCUUUCGGUCCUUGCUGCCGCCGUGCUGUUCUUUAGACUCCCUCCCCAGAAUAUGCCCAAGGAAGACUUCCGCGUGACGGUGGCGAAGGUCGACUGGGCGGGCAUUAUUCUCGCUUCCGGCGGCACUGUCCUACUACUGAUCCCCGUGUCCGGUAUUGGGUCCCAAUUCCAUCCUGACAGCCCAAUGGUCAUAUCUAUGCUAACUCUUGGCGGCUUCUUUCUCGUGGCGUUCAUAUUCAACGAAUGGAAGGUGGCCAAAUUGCCCAUGAUACCUCUUCGUCUAUUCAAAAACGCUCCUCUAGCAGCUAUGUUAGUGCAGAACUUUCUCAUUGGCAUUGUUUGGUACCCGGUUCUCUACUUCAUUCCUGUAUACUAUCAGUCAGCCAGACAAUUGUCUCUCAUGACCUCCGCUGCGCUGCUACUUCCGAUAGUGAUCGGACUCACGAUAUCUUCUACGUCCUCCGGCUUCUACAUUUCACGGAUGAACCGCUAUGGGGAAGUCAUCUGGACUGGAUUCUUCCUAUGGACUCUCAUGGCAGGAUUGCAUCUACUCUUCGGCCGCGAUACACCCAUUGCAACAAUCACCUUCAUCCUAUUCCUGGAAGGCAUGGGCGUAGGAUGCGUUUUCCAGCCGAUCCUGAUUGCUGCGCAAGCUCAUUCGACGAAGUCCGAUCGCGCGGUAGUAAUCUCGGCUCGGAAUUUCAUUCGCUCACUAGGCGGAGCCGUUGGUCUAGCCAUAUCUUCGGCCAUCUUCUCCAAUUCCCUGCAGUCACACUUGCCGCCACACCUACCAAGGCCUGUACUAGACGCUGUACACAAAUCCACUUUCGCGACGCCGAACCUCACGAAACUAGACUCCGCAACGCAUGACCACAUUCUCGAUGCGUACGCUUCGGCUUCGAGAAGUGUGUUCAUCAUGUGGGUGGCGGGCAUUGGUGGAUGUCUCAUGCUGAUGGUUUUCAUUAAAGACAAGGGUCUACAGCGCAAAGAAGAAAGAGUCGAUACAAAUAUCGAGGUGGGCGAGACAACAACGGACACGGACGAGAAAAACACUAUUUCGGGCGGGAACGGUGCAAAUAUUAAAGUUUAA